GUAGAUUCUGUGGGGACAAAGUACCUGAAGUUCUUACUUCUACAGACAGCAGAAUGUGGAUUGAGUUUCGUAGCAGCAGUAAUUGGGUAGGAAAAGGCUUUGCAGCUGUCUAUGAAGCGAUCUGUGGAGGUGAGAUACGUAAAAUGAAGGACAGAUUCAGUCUCCUAAUUAUCCUGAUGACUAUCGCCGAUGAAAGAAUGUGUGUGGAAAAUAAAGUGUCUGAGGGCUACCACGUCGGGCUGACCUUUCAGUCCUUUGAGAUUGAAAGGCAUGACAACUGUGCUUAUGACUACCUGGAAGUUAGAGAUGGAACCAGUGAAAAUAGCCCUUUGAUAGGGCGUUUCUGUGGUUAUGACAAACCUGAAGAUAUAAGAUCUACCUCCAAUACUUUGUGGAUGAAGUUUGUUUCUGAUGGAACUGUGAACAAAGCAGGGUUUGCUGCUAACUUUUUUAAAGAGGAAGACGAAUGUGCCAAACCUGACCGUGGAGGCUGUGAGCAGCGAUGUCUGAACACCCUGGGCAGUUACCAGUGUGCCUGUGAGCCUGGCUAUGAGCUGGGCCCAGACAGGAGGAGCUGUGAAGCCGCUUGUGGUGGACUUCUUACCAAACUUAACGGCACCAUAACCACCCCCGGCUGGCCCAAGGAGUAUCCUCCUAAUAAGAACUGUGUGUGGCAAGUGGUUGCACCAACCCAGUACCGAAUUUCUGUGAAGUUUGAGUUUUUUGAAUUGGAAGGCAAUGAAGUUUGCAAAUAUGAUUAUGUGGAGAUCUGGAGUGGUCUUUCCUCUGAUUCUAAAUUGCAUGGCAAAUUCUGUGGCGCUGAAGUGCCUGAGGUGAUCACAUCCCAGUUCAACAAUAUGAGAAUCGAAUUCAAAUCUGACAAUACUGUAUCCAAGAAGGGCUUCAAAGCACAUUUUUUCUCAGGUAUAAGUAUUCACAUGUUGUGUGUGUAUAUUACAGAUUUUCAAUGUGGACUGGAUUAAGUGGUAUGUGAUCUAUUUUUCAUCGUUUUCUGCAAAUGUAACUUGAAGAAGAAGACCUUACCAUUUGACAUAGGUUUAGUAAUAUUUUACUUAACAUUAGGAUAUUAAUAAGAGGGGCCCUGAUGAAAUGUUGC
This is a messenger RNA of Macaca mulatta (Rhesus monkey), 1117 nucleotides long. The record is from RefSeq and is a predicted model, not a curated record. NCBI's taxonomy places the organism in Eukaryota, Metazoa, Chordata, Mammalia, Primates, Cercopithecidae.